AUGGCUGAUCAAUUGACAGAAGAGCAGAUAGCCGAAUUUAAAGAAGCUUUUUCCCUGUUUGACAAAGAUGGUGAUGGAACAAUUACUACAAAAGAAUUGGGUACGGUGAUGCGUAGUCUGGGUCAAAAUCCAACAGAAGCUGAAUUGCAAGAUAUGAUCAAUGAAGUCGAUGCCGACGGUAAUGGUACGAUUGAUUUUCCUGAAUUUUUAACCAUGAUGGCACGUAAAAUGAAGGAUACUGAUUCGGAAGAAGAAAUUCGCGAAGCAUUCCGCGUGUUUGAUAAAGAUGGAAAUGGAUUUAUAUCAGCUGCUGAACUUCGACAUGUCAUGACCAAUUUAGGUGAAAAACUCACCGAUGAAGAAGUCGAUGAAAUGAUUCGAGAAGCAGAUAUUGAUGGAGAUGGACAAGUUAAUUAUGAAGAAUUCGUAACAAUGAUGACAUCGAAAUAA
This is a messenger RNA of Adineta steineri, 450 nucleotides long. Lineage: Eukaryota; Metazoa; Rotifera; Eurotatoria; Adinetida; Adinetidae. The record is from the annotation of a GenBank genome assembly.